Messenger RNA from Belonocnema kinseyi, 4224 nucleotides. RefSeq names its product zinc finger matrin-type protein CG9776. The record is from RefSeq and is a predicted model, not a curated record. Gene Ontology annotation, biological process: negative regulation of DNA-templated transcription; positive regulation of DNA-templated transcription. Gene Ontology annotation, molecular function: zinc ion binding; nucleic acid binding. Bases 191 to 3763 code for a protein of 1190 amino acids. Lineage: Eukaryota; Metazoa; Arthropoda; Insecta; Hymenoptera; Cynipidae. Gene Ontology annotation, cellular component: nucleoplasm. The transcript has 9 exons.
UUCUACAUGCCCCCAUUUUGCAUCGCAUUUUAAUCGGCUUCUACCGAAAAAGUGUAAAAAAUGCGAUAAUUGUAAUCAAGAUUGUAGCCUCCUGCGUUUAAUAAUGUAAUUCUUUAAUGAAGAAAACAAUCGGUACUUAAGUGAACUUCCUCACAACGUAUUGACGGAAAGUUGAUCAAAAGGAGAAGACAUGGAAACAGAUUCGAGACGUAAAAGGAGUCCGAGUGAGGAUUCCGAUGACGCUCGUAGACGAAGGUCACGGAAAUAUGACAGAUCUCCUUCUCCGAGGCGAUCUAGGUAUCGGAGAUCCAGAUCUAGGGAUCGACGAUCUCGCUCUUCUUCGAGAGACAGGAGAAGAAAAGAGACAGCCAGGCCUCAAGAAUGGAACAAAGCGUCUGCUGCCCCUCAAACUCAAACCACAGCGCCUUCUACAACGCCUGCGGGCUAUGCCCCUCCGGUUCAGUACCAGGGUCCACCACCGCCAAACACAACUCAGCCCCCUCCACAAUUGGGAUCAUACGCACCGGGUUACAACAACUACAACUACAAUUACGGUCAGGGCUACGAAUACAGCUACCAACAACCACCGGGCUAUCGCAGCGAUUAUCCGCCGCCGAACUGGCAGGGAAAUCAAGUGCCAUAUAACAAUCAGCAAGCGCCGCCACCACCCACGCUGACGGCGGCGUCCCAGGAGUCGGGACGAACAGUUGAACCUGUUCCGCCUGGAAUGGUGCCACCGACUCUGCCAAGACCCGAAGACGCCAAGAAAGAAGCAAUCGCAGCUGAAGUGAAACAGCAAAAAGCAACACUAGCAAAGCAGCGAGAAGAAUACGUUAAGAAAUCGGGAACGCUUCAGCGUGAAUUGGAAAUAUUGCGACAGCAGUGCGAUGAAAUUGGGAAAGAAACGGGCGGAAGGGAGAACAACCGAAUCAUCAAAGAAAAUCAGAAAUUGCAGAUUGAAAUUCAAAAUAAAAUGAAGUCAAUUCACAACGUGAUCGACAUGCUCAGUGGCAUAAUCGGCGAUAAAGUGACCGUGGACGACCUGAAGAACAAAUUCAAGCCCGAAUCGAACAAGCGUUUAAAAAGUCCGAAAGAGGAAUUUCCGUCGGAAAAAACGGAGACGCCCGAAAAAACGGCGCCACCGGAACUCGAUCGGGACAUUAAGCACAGCAAAGAUGAGAAACCGGCUUAUAAUUUUGUGCAUUACGAUCCCGAAAUGCACUGGUGCAAAGUCUGCGAUAUCUUUCCAAAAACCGCUAAGGAAUAUUUGAAUCAUCUUCAUAGCAAUGAGCACAAGGAGACUUGUCUGGAGCGCAAGAUUGUCGAUAUGCCGUGGCACGAGCACAUUGGAGACGCGUCGGAAAAAGAAGUGCCCUACUUUCCCGGUCUACCAACGAAAAGAACGCCGAUAAAAGGAUUGCAAUUCUUCAGUCCGGCCACCGCAUGGUAUUGCAAACUCUGCGAUGCUUGGAUUGGCGAUCUUCACUGCGCUAGCCUCCAUUUGAAGUCGAAACGACACUCUGAAAACUUUUCGCGUUUUGUGGAACAGAAUCCGCACUGGGAGACGGACUGGAUGGCUGAUCGUGAGAAGGCAUUCUCCGAGGAGAAGCACAAGCAAAUCCAGCAGGAAUUGCAAAAGCAGAAGGACGACGUGCAGCAGCCGUCGCUCGCUUCGAAGCCGAAGAAGGCAAAAAAGAGUAAGAAAAAGUCGAAAAAGAGUAAGAAGCGCAAGGCGAAAAGUAGCAAUAGCGACUCGACCAGCGAUUCUGAAAAUUCCGAUUCCGAGUCGGACCAGGACACCUCGAAAAGUAUCCGGGUGGCAAUGCGAAACAAGAUGAAAGCCUCGACCCAGGCGAUUCUCAACGAGGAGAUUGACUAUCAUGGGAUCAAGUUGAAGGGGCCCUGGGCUCAACUUGCCCAGCAGCAGAUGAAGACGAGCUCGAAUUCGGAGAAUCACGGUGGUCCCGAGUCGGACGACCGACAACUCCUCAAUUCAAUAAGAGACAAGCUGAAAGCGAAACAGGAGGAGGAGAUCAAGGCGAUGAACAGUCGGAAGUUGGGAAUGGAGAAGUCGAUGGUUCAGGAGUUGGAGCACGAGCAGAACAAUCCCUAUCAGAAGAAGGAGGACGAGCUGGCGGCCUGGGGACCGAAAGAGCCGCCCAAGCCCUUCUGGAUCAAGAAAGACGAGGACAAGAACAAUCAGUCGGCGAAGCCGCUCGAGCUUGCCGAGCCCAAGGAGAUGCCCAAGCCGCACAUGGGAUUCUGGACGAAGCAGCAGGUGAAUAUGCCGCCGAAAGUGGAGAGCAAGUCGAGCGAGAAGGAGGAGGAUCGGGAUCGGGAGCGCGAGCAGCGCUACAAGGAUGAGCGGGAUCGGAAGUUUGAUCGGCGGGAUGAGAAGUAUGAGCGGUACGAGGAGAAGAAGUAUGACAAGUAUGACAACAGUAGGAGACGCGGUGGGGGCAGAGAUCGUGAACGGGAGCGCGAUCGGGAGCGGGAGCGCGAGCGAGAUUAUUACGAGGAUCGGCGAAAGCGCGAGUCGGGCGAGUCACCGCGACGUGAUCGGAAUUGGCGCGGCGAGAGUCCGAAGCGCGGUGGUGGCUAUGAGAAGUACAAGGAGCGGCGGGAGGGCAGCGAUCCGAAUGACGAGUCAAAAUUUGAGAAGAAGGCGAAUGAGGCGGCGUCGAAGUUGAAGAAGAACAACUUGGCACCCGCGAAGAAACCCCCGAACGCUACUGGCGGCGGCAGCAGUAGCAGCGGCAGCAGCAGCACCCCCGUGACAAAAGGUAAGCUCCCUUUUAUCGGGCGGCUUCCCCUUUUUAAGAAGAAGAACGAGGAGCCGAAGCUGCCUGAGAAAGAACCCGCUCCUCUGCCCUACGCGCAAAGCAAAUUUGAGAAUACGCCCAAAGUGCCGAGCGAUAUUAUCAAUCCGCCCGGUAUUGUUCACAUCACCAAGUUGGCGACACCUGUUCACUUGAAUAGUGCGAUGGGCAAGCCGCAGAUGAAAAUUCUGGUGGCGCCGCCGCCUCCCGUUCUCAAGGAGAACAACAACAAGCAGACGAUGCAAGUCGUUGAUAUGGAGAUUGAGGACCAGACGGAGGAGGCGGUGAUAGAGCAGUCGUCGUCGUCGAGUAUUGUCGUUGAGCAUCAGAAAGACACGGCCAAAAUUCCGAUACCAGCGUCUCUCCCGCCGCUGAAUCAGCCGCCACCCUCGUUUCUGAAUCAACAGCAGCACCAGUCGCUUCAAAGCGAGAAGCUGAAUUUCAUAACGAAUAGACCGCCGCCGGGGUUUGCCAAUCAUGCUCCUCCGCCGCCCUUCACCCAGAAUCCACCGCCGCCUUCUCGGUUCCAAGUGCGACCGCCUUUUGUGCCGAAUCAUCAGGUCCAGAUGGCGGCAACGAUGAACUAUCCGAAUCCGCCGCCGCCUUUGGGUGAAGCGAUGGCCGCGGAACUCGCGGAGAUUCCCGAGCCGACCGACAAACGGCCCGACGGAUCAAAUCCGCUGCCCGAGGAUCUGCAGGAGGCGUUGAAUAUUAUUUUCCCGAAGGACGAGGUGCCCGAACCGAAAGCGAAUAAUGCAAUUCCGCGGGAGAAUACGGUUAUGUAUACUUCGAUGUAUAGUAUGCUGGGUUGUGUUGGAUAUGGGCCGGAAUAUAUGGACCAUCCUCCGCCGGAAAUCACCCAGCCGGAGCAGGAAAUUGACACGCAGGAUGGAACGGAUGAUUUGAGAAUGCUCGGGAUUGACGAGGGCGAUUGUGUCUUGUAAAUGCAUUUCUUCUCUCUCGCUCUCUCUCUCUCUCUAUCUCUCUCUUCUUUGAGUUGGGUUUCUUUUUUUCUCGAAUUGCGUGUGAGUAACUUGAUACGAGAAUUUGAUGAAUUUUGUCUCUUGGAAGGUGUGCGGACACGUUUUUUUUGUCCCCUCGGACGAAAAUUGUAUUUUUUCAGUUUAAUAUAAAAUAGAGUGUAGGUGGUCGAAUGGAGAAAUGAGUGGAAUGUCUGAAAUGGCGUAGCAUUAUUUUAUGUAUAUUUUAUUAUUCGCAGUGAUCAACUGGUAAAGGCUGCGACCCUUUUUUUUAUGGAGGUAUGUUCACGCCCGUAAGCCUAGUAAUUAAACUUUACUAUUCCAUGAAAAAGAAAAAAAAGUUCCUUCGAAACUUUUUAUCGUUGUAUUUGUAAUUCCUGUGGAAAAGAGUAGAAGAGAAAUUAAUAAAUUACUUGUCUAUUGCA